AUGCGAUGUAUCGUAGCUAUAGCUAAUCCAGUAGCUCUAGAAAUUCUACGAAUACUUGUAGAAGGGUCCGCCUCUAUCAAAGCAAGCACCUCUUCAUCAUCCAAUCACGGUCUGCCUAUUUGUUGUACAUCACCAGUCUGUGAUCGGGAAAGCGUUCACGAUCCGGAUAACGUUCACGAUACUCUCUUGCAGCAAGGCGAGCGUUCCCACCACAUAAUCCAUAAAUUAUAUGCCCCCACAAGCUCUGCACCCGAUGAUGAGAUAGAAAGAUUCUACAAUGACAUUUCACAAGCGCUGACAAUAGAAACAGCACACUACAAGUACAUUAUUGGCGAUUUCGAUGCUAAACUAGGAGUACCAGCGGGAAAAGGAAAUCAAUAUGUGGGUAAAUUCGGACUGGGUUGUACCAACGAACGAGGAGAAAGACUAAUCAAUUAUCUCCAAAAAGAAACUGAACUCAACAAGAAAUUGUCUAAUAAAGAAGCACUGAACAGCUUGAAUAUAAACGACCUAGAAAACAGAAUAAGUACUGAUAUUAGAACGACAGCCAAAAAGAUAUGUGCCACUACCAAGAAAAAUAAUUCAAAAAUAAAAAAGGAAACUAGAGAACUCAUGGCGAAGAGAAGAAACUUGGAUAAAGGAACUCAUGAAUACAACAAAAUUAACAGAUUGAUAAAAAAGAAAACAAAGGAAGAUUUAAGGCAAUACAACACAGAAAUGAUAACAACGACCAUCGAAAACAACAAAAACAUGAAAGUACUUAAAACACGUAACAAUGAUGGACGCCUCCAAAUACAUCAACUAAGGGACGCAAACAGAAACAUCAAAGAGGACAGUAAAAAUUUAAUGGAUAUCGUGGAAAAUUUCUACAGCGCACUGUACACAGGAGACAACCCAGAACAAGUGAUCGGAGUUGAUGAAACGAUUCUCAAUGUAGGCUCCGAAGAUCUUCGUGACAUCACCGGAGAAGAAGUAGAACUAGCAUUGUCUCAAAUGAAAAACGGUAAAGCACCAGGGGAAGAUGGAAUUACAGCUAAAAUGAUAAAACUUGGGGGAAGAACUACUGUAGAAGCAUCGACAAUUUUUCUUAAUAAAUGUAUGACAGAAGGCCCAGCUAAACUAGAUGCCUAUCAGCCCCCGGAACAAGCUGGCUUCCGAAAAGGUCAUAGCACAAUAGAACACAUACAAUCCGUUCGCACUAUAAUAGAAAAAUGCAACGAGUACAAUGAACCACUACACCUCGCAUUUAUUGACUAUAACAAAGCUUUUGACUCCGUAGAGUUGUCGGCUAUUUUUAAGGCCAUGAACAAUGCAAGAAUCGACUCUCGAUACAAGCAGCUUCUCAAACACAUAUACGAAAAUGCGACAAUCACCGUUAAAAUCUCGGAAGAGAUAGAAACAAACAAAAUUCAAAUAAAAAGAGGAGGAACUGGAACACUGGAACGAGAGAUGCAUCAAAAUCGACGGCUAACAUCUGAGCCAUUUACGCUUUGCGGAUGA
Anthonomus grandis grandis is the source of this 1500-nucleotide messenger RNA. RefSeq lists its product as uncharacterized. The coding region runs from base 1 to 1500 and encodes 499 amino acids. The transcript is spliced from 5 exons. NCBI's taxonomy places the organism in Eukaryota, Metazoa, Arthropoda, Insecta, Coleoptera, Curculionidae. The record is from RefSeq and is a predicted model, not a curated record.